Choloepus didactylus (southern two-toed sloth) is the source of this 1857-nucleotide messenger RNA. It is a transcript of the gene PRR19, whose product is annotated as proline rich 19. The record is from RefSeq and is a predicted model, not a curated record. Lineage: Eukaryota; Metazoa; Chordata; Mammalia; Pilosa; Megalonychidae.
CUGAAACAAAGUUUAGUGAUAGUCAAAGCUUAGAGAUAUUCAUUCAUCACUAGGUACUAUUUCAAGUUGGAUGUAUGGGCUCAUUUCAUCCUUAUUAUCAAUCCCACUUUACAGAUGCAGAAACUGAGGCUCUGAGUGACUUAACACUUUUCCAAGGUCCCAGAGCUCAAAUAUGCCAGUGUGGGCAUUUGAAUCCAGGUAGUCUGGCUCCAGAGCUUAGCUCUGAAUUACGACACUACAUUGGCUCUCUAGAGUUGAAGUCUGAGCUGGGGCAGAGCCCUGGGCAGGUGGGGGCUACUAUGACGGUCUUCCGCUUGAACCUCGCCUCAUCUUGGGCUCUCUACGGAAAGCCCACCAUUAGCUGUCUAAACCAAUCAGCAUUUCAGGAAGGGGCGGGCCUAGUGGACCUCACAGCCAAUUGGUGGAUGGGAGGUGCCUAAGGACAGGUGAGAGCGCUCUCUGACAUCUAGGCUGGGAGAGGCGGGGCUAUAACCGGCACUCUGGGCCCUGCCACCCGACCCUGGGCCUCGUGCCUCUCUCGAGAGCAGGCGAGUCAAAGGGCAUGGGAGGGCCACGCGCAUGCGUGGGGUGUGCACGAGGCCCGACAGAGCACAAGGUGGCGUCGCCGAGCUGGGGUCGCGGCUGGCGGAAAAGAAGCCACUGCGCCCCUCAGCCACGUGGAGUGGGAGGGGGGCGCGGGGUUCGUUGGGGCAGGAGAAGGACGUCAUGGACCCUCGGGGACCAGCCCGCCAGCCUUUCCAGCGGCAUGAGAAACCUGGUCGGGUCCGCCGUCGGAAGACCAGGCGGGAGCGUAAUGAGGCCCUGGUGGGCAGCCGCCGGCCAACUGCCCGUCAGGAUCCUCCCAUAGUCAGUCGGGAUCCAGCUGUGGUGGUACAGGAUUCUCUGGUCCCUGCUGCCCCCAAGCUCGUGGUCAUAACCCAGGGCCGGCUGAGCCGGGAGCACCGGGGUCUGUUCAACCAUGAGGUGAAGUCCCUGGACGUGGCCCGGCUGCUUAGCAGUAGGACCCUGGAGCCCAGCACCCCCCCCACUCCUACCAGGCCCUCUCCAGGCCCAGGCAGUGGCCGAGAACCACAGUCAAGGGGCAAGGAGAACCAAGUGCCUGGAGGUUCAGGCCCAGGCCCACCCUGUUCCCCAGAGCUCCCUGGCUUGGGACAGCUCCUGAGAGAGCUGCAGUGCCAGUUAAUGCUGCCACAGGCCUUCCCCAGGAGGAACCUGGUGCAAGAGGCCAGGGAGACCAUCAUAGGCACCUUACAGGCCAGCCAUGGCUGUGUGCCUGACCUCACCCUGGUGCUCCGGGGCUGCCAGCCACCCCUGCCAGGGGUCAAGCCCAGGGAACCUGAGAGACAAAGGAUGACCCCCUCCUGGAUCAACAGCCCUGAGCAGGCCCCAGGGGAGGGGCGGCAGAGGAGGCAUCAGGGGGCAAAGGAGCUCACCUUCACCAUGGCUCACACCUCCAGCAGUCCCACUGCACACAGGGUGAGCCAGGCACCGCCAAGGGGCCUCUGGCCACCCCCUUUGCCGUCAUUGCCUUCACCAUCUGGGACAGCCUGGGGCCCCCCAACAGCCUUUGACCUGCUGAAAAGCAUCUGGCUGGUAGCCACACCACCCCCUCCCCGGCCCUGGGGGAUCGGCCCACCACAGCCCUUGCCUCAGCCACCAUCUCCCUUGUUGCCCCGAACCUCAGCUCUGGACUGGAGCCCCAGCCCCCCUGCCCCGCUUCCCAGCCUCUCCUGGGUGGUGGCCCAGAGCAGCCCUGAGGCCUGGUCCUUCCCACCCAUGAGGCUGUACUGAGGGGGCUGAGGCUAGGACUGGGGGUAGGGGGAAUCCCGCACUUCC